AUGAUUCUGUCGACGCAAAUAUCCCGGCUGGACGGCCUCAUGCUCUGCGCCUCGGUCGACGACGAACAGUCCGAAGCCUCGUCCCUCAAGGAAGUCAAGCAGCAGAUCCGCCAAGUUCUCCGUAAGCUCACCCGAAACGCCGAGUCCCAGGCAUCCAUCGAGUCGGGCUCCUACACCAUCCACUAUCUCAUCGACUCCGACGUCGUCUUCCUCUGCUUCUGCGACCGCGCCUACCCGCGCAAGCUCGCAUUCACCUACCUCGCCGACCUCGCCCGCGAGUUCACCACCACCCACCCGCCCGCUCAGCUUCAAAACCCCACCCUCCGGCCCUACGCCUUCAUGGACUUUGACAAUUUCAUCGCCAAGACGCGCACGACGUACGCCGACGCUCGCGCCACGCAGAACCUCGACAAGCUCAACGAUGAGCUGCGCGAUGUCACAAAGGUCAUGACCAAGAACAUCGAGGACCUCCUCUACCGCGGCGACAGCCUCGAGCGCAUGGGCGAAAUCAGCAGCAGGCUCCGCGACGACAGCAAAAAGUACCGACGGUCCGCCGUCCGAAUCAACUGGGAGCUGCUUCUGAAGCAGUACGGGCCGCUCGCGGGGCUGGGCUUCUUUGUCCUGCUCUUCAUCUACAUUCGCUUCUUCUAA
Drechmeria coniospora is the source of this 651-nucleotide messenger RNA. RefSeq lists its product as uncharacterized. Gene Ontology annotation, biological process: vesicle fusion with Golgi apparatus; endoplasmic reticulum to Golgi vesicle-mediated transport; retrograde vesicle-mediated transport, Golgi to endoplasmic reticulum. NCBI's taxonomy places the organism in Eukaryota, Fungi, Ascomycota, Sordariomycetes, Hypocreales, Ophiocordycipitaceae. Bases 1 to 651 code for a protein of 216 amino acids. The record is from RefSeq and is a predicted model, not a curated record. Gene Ontology annotation, cellular component: ER to Golgi transport vesicle membrane; endoplasmic reticulum-Golgi intermediate compartment; SNARE complex. The transcript has 2 exons. Gene Ontology annotation, molecular function: SNAP receptor activity.